GCUGUCAUUUUGACGUUUCUUGUUACGACACAAUAAACAGCUGAUAACUCACCGUGGUCAUUAUUUGUAAAUCUAUUUGGGAAAUAUGAGCCUGCUAAAAAAGUGCGCGCAGCAGUUAUUGGAAAACACAAAUUUGUGUUCUCAAGCAAUCGCUGCAACAGCUGCUGCAUUCCACACAAGUCCAGUAUGCAAUCGCGUGCAAGCCGGUCGCUAUCGUGUUACGACAAAACGUAAUCGUGCACUCACAUAUGAAAUGGCCAACCCUCCCCACUAUAUUGCACAUCGCAAAGCUUGGAACUCAUGGAACACGUCAUCUAUGUUGGAUGGACUGCGCCCCUCACAGACCGCCAUUGAAGAUGUGUUUAUGCGCAAGUUCAUGACUGGUACCUGGCAUGCGCUUAUUGUAUCCGAAGUGAUUAUCAAAAGGCAGCAUAAUAUGAUAAGAAUAGCUGCCAUUAUUCGCCAAGCAAUUAGCCCGAGAAAGAUGUACUUUCUUAUUGGUUAUACCGAGGAGCUCCUCUCAUAUUGGUUGCAGUGUCCGGUGACAUUGGAGUUACAAACCGUUGCAGAUAAAAAGGAUGUUGUAUUCAAGUAUAUUUAAGUUUUAUGUAGACGUUGAAACGGGGCGAGAGUAACCAAAUAAAGCGCAGUCCUAACGAAAUUUUGUUUAUCAGUGCACAGUAA
Messenger RNA from Bactrocera tryoni, 684 nucleotides. RefSeq names its product 28S ribosomal protein S24, mitochondrial (gene mRpS24). Gene Ontology annotation, biological process: translation. Gene Ontology annotation, cellular component: mitochondrion. The record is from RefSeq and is a predicted model, not a curated record. Lineage: Eukaryota; Metazoa; Arthropoda; Insecta; Diptera; Tephritidae. The transcript has 3 exons. The coding region runs from base 86 to 601 and encodes 171 amino acids.